AUGGCUGGAAAGUUCGAGCCCAAGGUUCCCGUCAACCUCGACCCUCCUAAGGACGACGUUAUCUCCAAGGAGGAGCUCGCCAGAGCCAAUGGCGCUACUGAAGGAGGCAAGUGCUACGUGGCCAUCAAGGUAAGUCAUUGCACAUCUACGAGUCAAGAUGCAACUCACCGUGCAACUCAUCUCAUCCAAGGAAGCACAACUGAUCGUCUUUCACCACAGGGCAAGGUUUACGACGUGACUGGAAACAAGGCCUACCUUCCAGGAGCUUCCUACAAUGUCUUCGCCGGCAAGGAUGCCUCGAGAGCUCUGGCCAAGUCCUCGACAAAGCCCGAGGACGCACUUCCAGAGUGGAAGGACUUGGAUGAUAAGGAGAAGGGCGUUCUUAACGACUGGAUCACCUUCUUCUCCAAGCGGUACAACAUCGUUGGUGUUGUGGAGGGAGCCACAAACAUGGAGUGA
Molecule: messenger RNA, 459 nt
Organism: Fusarium coffeatum
Lineage: Eukaryota; Fungi; Ascomycota; Sordariomycetes; Hypocreales; Nectriaceae
Exons: 3
Coding region: 1-459 (152 amino acids)
Cellular component (GO): membrane; endomembrane system
Source: RefSeq, a predicted model, not a curated record